Messenger RNA from Aspergillus alliaceus, 717 nucleotides. RefSeq lists its product as uncharacterized. The transcript has a single exon. Bases 202 to 564 code for a protein of 120 amino acids. Lineage: Eukaryota; Fungi; Ascomycota; Eurotiomycetes; Eurotiales; Aspergillaceae. The record is from RefSeq and is a predicted model, not a curated record.
GGUCCGAAGAUUGUGGUAUUUGUUUCUUCUCCGACGAGAUCGCUAUCCGGUGAAGCUCGACGCUCAGCCACCCUGCGGCGACGGAAUAAGAGUUGGAAAGCUUGGCCCAUUCGUUCUCGAGAGCCGCCAGGGAACUCGAGCACCGAGAACAUUGGCACAGGAUGGCCGAGCGGGUCAAUGACGAUAAAUCCAUUGUGAACAAUGAUCCCAAAACCUACAAGAAGGCGUCCGAUAUGCCGUACGCCACCUGCAAGAGGGUUGGAGGGUCAAUGCGAGGACGUUGAAAGGCUCUCCCACGCCGCAAAAAGUCCAGAGGGAUCUCGACUGCUGACUCAGCUGCAACUGGGGACACGUCGGCGGGUCGACUAUUCCCUUUUGAGGUAUGGGUUAGAACCGCACGCGUUUCCGUCUGUCGUCAUUCUAAUUUGGGCAUUUCUUUUUUCCCCGGCAUGGUUUCCGAGUCGGUAUCCGUUUUACCGUAUGGCGUUGUACACGGUAUUCUUCAGGAUCUCCCCGCAUGACACUCUCGGAAUGUCUUCAUUCGGUAAAGGUACAGGCGCCUGAGUCACUGUCGCUUCCCCUCUUCGCCGCAUCCUUUUGGAACUCCCACGAUAAAUCUUGAUGAGACCAUUCUCCCGCGCUUUCAUUCGACCGUUACCUUUGCUUCGGUCGACGUCUUCUGCUCAAAGAGUCGGAUACGGUCAAAGAAUCGUUAUG